GUGCCGGUGUACAUUGAAAAGUACAACGACUACGGGCACGACUAUGGGCACAGUAGCGGCUACAGCCCACUGUCUGCAUAUGGCAUGAGCGACUACUUUGGCAAUGUCGGAGGCGGUGGCGGAAGUGCCGGCGGAUACUCCCAUGGACCAUAUGGCGACUACGGAGGUCACUACGGAGGGGGUGGGGACCACUAUGGCGGCUCAUAUGGUCACGAGGCAAUGAGCUACGGCGGGGGAGAUGAGUACGGUCAUGGCGGUGGCGAUUACGGCGGUGGCGCCUACUACGGCGGUGAUGGUGGUGGGGGCAUCAGCUAUGAUGGAUAUGAUCAAGGAGGGCGUGGCGUACAACUUAUGGGGUCCGGCGUGGAUGGAUCUGAUUGCGCUGUUGCAGAGCUCACAAGAUCAGAUGGCAUACGGAAACUCGUUGAUGGCAAUCGG
Messenger RNA from Rhagoletis zephyria (snowberry fruit fly), 438 nucleotides. NCBI's taxonomy places the organism in Eukaryota, Metazoa, Arthropoda, Insecta, Diptera, Tephritidae. The record is from RefSeq and is a predicted model, not a curated record.